ACAAGAGUAAAAAGAAUGAAAAAAGCUUGGAUGGCGAGAGCUAACCCGCUGGCUGUCUGUAGCUCUCUAAAUAUAAAGCGACUGCGGCCGUGGAAGCAGUCAGUCCGUGACGCUCGCUCGCGUCUGCACGGUCUGAUAAUGUCUCCGUAUGUUUAUGUUGUGCUUGUGUUGUCAACAUGUGCGGUGGUGCAGUGCGCGCACGCCUCGAGGUCCCCCUUGAACAUGAGCUUCGUGUACCCGGUGGCGCGGAGGGACGAGUCCGUCGUCGACGACUACCACGGCACCAAGAUCCAUGACCCUUACCGUUGGUUAGAAGAUCCUGACUCCAAUGAGACCAAAGAGUUUAUAGAGGCGCAGAACAAGAUAACGCGGCCGUUCCUCGACGCGUGCCCCGUUAAGGCGGACAUCAGCGCCCGUCUCACUGAGCUUUGGAACUACCCUAAGUACUCGUGCCCCUUCCGAAGGGGUGAUAGGUAUUUCUUCUACAAGAACACCGGCCUGCAGAACCAGAAUGUACUGUACGUACAAGACAGUCUGGACGGUGAGCCUCGCGUCUUUCUCGAUCCUAACGCGCUGUCAGCGGACGGCACUGUGGCAUUGUCCGGCAGCCGCUUCACCGAAGACGGCUCCACAUUCGCGUACGGCCUCUCUGCCAGCGGCUCCGACUGGAUCACCAUACACAUCAAAGAUGUCGCCACCGGUGAGGACUAUCCUGAAGUAUUGGAAAAAGUUAAAUUCGCCUCCAUGUCCUGGACAAAAGACAACAAAGGAUUAUUCUAUUCUCGGUAUCCGGACGCGUCGGGCAAAGCGGACGGUUCCGAGACUGAGGUGAACCGCGACCAGAAGUUGUGUUACCACCGUCUUGACACACCGCAGUCCGAAGACGUCGUAGUGGUGGAAUUCCCUGAGGAACCACUUUGGAGAAUUGGUGCGGAGGUGUCCGACUGCGGGCGCUACUUGCUGGUGUCUCCGGUACGAGAUUGUCGCGACAACUUGCUGUACUUUGCGGACCUCUCCAAGCAUCCAGAGAUCACAGGUCUGCUGCCACUCACACAGAUCGUGCACAAAUUUGAAGCUGACUACGAGUACAUCACAAAUGAAGGCUCUGUGUGUAUAUUCCGUACGAACAAGAACGCACCAAACUAUCAGCUGAUCAAGAUAGACUUGCACGACCCCGCAGAGGAGAAAUGGCAGACUUUAAUACCUGAACACCCUAGAGAUGUAUUGGAUUGGGCUUCGGCAGUAGACAAUGAUAAACUUGUAAUUCAUUACGUCAGAGAUGUAAAGAGUGUCCUGCAGCUGCACGAUAUGAAGUCAGGUGAACUGAUCCAGACAUUUGAGCUGGACGUGGGCUCUGUUGUGGGCUUCUCCGGUAAAAAGAAGCAGUCUGAGAUCUUCUACCAUUUCAUGUCCUUCCUCACUCCAGGCAUCAUCUACCAUGUCGACUUCACUAAGAAGCCUUACAAACCCACUGUGUUCAGAGAAGUGAAAGUGAAAGGUUUUAAUGCAUCGCAGUAUGAAGCAAAGCAGAUAUUCUACUCCAGCAAGGACGGCACCAAAGUUCCUAUGUUUAUUGUCUCCAAAAAGGAUCUGCCUCGUGAUGGGUCUCGUCCAGCGCUGCUGUACGGCUACGGCGGCUUCAACAUCAACGUGCAGCCCAGCUUCAGUGUGACGCGGCUCGUCUUCAUGCAGCACUUUGACGGCGUCGUCGCCAUUCCCAACAUACGCGGCGGCGGGGAGUACGGCGAGCGGUGGCACAACGCGGGCCGGCUGCUGAACAAGCAGAAUGUGUUCGACGACUUCCAGGCGGCGGCGCAGUACUUGGUGACUGAAGGCUACACGCGCCCUGAACUGCUCACUGCACAAGGCGGCUCCAACGGUGGCCUUCUCGUUGCAGCCUGCAUCAACCAGCGGCCCGAUCUCUUCGGCGCAGCCAUCGUACAAGUCGGUGUACUGGACAUGCUGCGGUUCCAGAAGUUCACGAUCGGCCACGCCUGGGUAUCGGACUACGGCAGCUCCGACAACAAGACUCAGUUCGAGUACCUGCUCAAGUACUCGCCCCUGCACAACAUACGGCCACCUGACAAUGAGGGCAGGGCGCAGUACCCGGCGACGUUGGUGCUGUCUGCGGACCACGACGACCGCGUGGUGCCGCUGCACACGCUCAAGUUCAUAGCGGCGCUGCAGGCGACCGCUGCGACCAGCCCCGAGCAGCACCGCCCCCUGCUGGCGCGCUUCGACACCAAGGCUGGACAUGGCGGAGGAAAACCCACCGCCAAAGUGAUUGAGGAGCACACAGAUAUCCUCUGCUUUAUGACGGAGACUCUCGGCCUCAAGUUCGUCAAGUGAUGCAACUCCACCGCAAAUAGUACACCGAGCUCAUUGAAAAUAGUAUUAAUUGUAAAUAUACCAGGAAGCCAGAAUACCAGUCUGAUGAUUACCUCGGGCGCUGCGGCGCCGGUGAUAUUGUUACGCAUUACUACUAUUUUUUUAUUGAAUAAACAUUGUUUUUAUUUU
Papilio machaon (common yellow swallowtail) is the source of this 2517-nucleotide messenger RNA. RefSeq names its product prolyl endopeptidase. The transcript is spliced from 15 exons. Bases 16 to 2349 code for a protein of 777 amino acids. Gene Ontology annotation, molecular function: oligopeptidase activity; serine-type endopeptidase activity. NCBI's taxonomy places the organism in Eukaryota, Metazoa, Arthropoda, Insecta, Lepidoptera, Papilionidae. Gene Ontology annotation, biological process: proteolysis. Gene Ontology annotation, cellular component: cytosol. The record is from RefSeq and is a predicted model, not a curated record.